CAUCGUUCAGAGGUAUUGGAGAAGGUCUUAGUAGCAGUAAAUGGACUCACAUCCUCUUGGCUGCACAGGUUCGAGAGGCUUUGAGGAAAGCGGAGAAGGAGUUAGAAUCACACAGCUCAUGGUAUGCUCCAGAGGCCCUUCAGAAGUGGCUGCAGCUGACACAUGAGGUGGAGGUGCAGUACUACAACAUCAAGAAGCAAAAUGCUGAGAAGCAGCUACUGGUGGCCAAGGAAGGGGCUGAAAAGAUAAAAAAGAAGAGAAACACACUCUUUGGCACCUUCCAUGUGGCCCACAGCUCUUCCCUGGAUGAUGUGGAUCACAAAAUCCUAACGGCUAAGCAAGCACUGAGUGAGGUGACAGCAGCUCUGCGGGAGCGCCUACACCGCUGGCAACAGAUUGAGAUCCUCUGUGGCUUCCAGAUUGUCAAUAACCCUGGCAUCCACUCACUAGUGGCUGCCCUCAACAUAGACCCCAGCUGGAUGGGCAGUACACGCCCCAACCCCGCCCACUUCAUCAUGACUGACGACGUGGAUGAUAUGGACGAGGAGAUUGUGUCUCCCUUGUCCAUGCAGUAUGCUGCCUGGCUGAUGGGGCGUAGGUUCAGUGACCGCUCUCUCUGCUCAACAUCCGCCGGCUCGGAUGAUCAGUCCCUCUGGAAAUACCCGGCCCCCAGCCUGCAGAGCAGUGUCCGGCAGCGCCUCACGGAGCCACAGCAUGGCCUGGGAUCUCAGAGGGAUUUGACCAAUUCUGAUUCGGAGUCCUCCCUCCACAUGAGUGACCGCCAACGUAUGGCCCCCAAACCUCCUCAGAUGAGCCGUGUUGCAGACGAGGCUUUCAGUGCCAUGACUUCCAAUGGCAGCCACCGGCUGACUGAGGGGGUCCACCCAGGGUCUCUGGUGGAGAAACUGCCUGAUAGCCCUGCCCUGGCCAAGAAGGCAUUACUGGCUCUGAACCAUGGGCUGGACAAGGCCCACAGCCUGAUGGAGCUGAGCCCCUUAGCCCCACCUGGUGGCUCACCACCUUUGGAUUCUUCCCAUUCUUAUAGCCCCAGUUCCCCAGACCCAGACACACCAUCUCCAACUGGGGACAGCCGAGCCCUGCAGGCCAGCCGAAACACACGCAUUCCCCACCUGGCUGGCAAGAAGGCUGUGGCUGAGGAGGAUAAUAGCUCUAUUGGUGAGGAGACAGACUCCAGCCCAGGUCGGAAGAAGUUUCCACUCAAAAUCUUUAAGAAGCCUCUUAAGAAGUAGGCAGGAUGGGGGUGGCAGUGGUGGGACAGCUUGUCCUUCCCUGGGUCUUCUGCAUCCCCUCCCUUCCCUUGCUUCAAGACCUCUUGCCCCUAGAGUGGGGCAUGGGAGGGGCUGGCCCAGGGGCCUAGGACUGUACAUACCUGCCUCCCUCAUCCUUGGGUCUUUCAUCAUUAUUUAUUAACUGACCACCAUGGUCUGCCUGCCCUGCCUCCCUCCCAACCAUGGGCUGCUGCUCUCACUUCCUCUCCACUUCAGUGCAUGUCUUAGUUGCUGUCCCCUCAGCUCCCAGCUCCACCUCUAGGGUCCAGCUUCUGUCUCUGCUGUCCCAGUUUUGAGGUUUGGUUUCUAGUUUCUGUCUCCUGCUUUCAGACUCCUCCCUCUCACCACUCACCAGCUUUCUUGCAGUUGCAGGGAAGAUAGGAGGAGUAACUUGUGACACCUGUGCCUCAGAUCUGUUCCACCCCACCCACAAUGGUUCUGUUUGCCCUAGACUGGGGCCUAAAGCCUAAUCUUUGGAGUUUGUUCUUUGGGAGUGUCAUGGUCCAGAGAGAACCUCAUCCUAGAGCUCACUCAGGCCUCCAGAGGCCAUAAGGAGUGAAACAAAUCCCCAGACAAUAAGCUACCAGAGAGUUUUGAAGAGAAGCUAGGUGUGGGGAUGGAUGGGAGAGACCUUUUUUAGUUGGAGCCAGAGCUAUGGGCUAUAAGGCAGUUGCCUUCUCUCUUCUCCCACCCACACCUGCCUCCCUCUUACCCCUGCUCCCCCACACUUCAGGAGGGAUUGUCUCUAAGAGGUGCUGCCCCAGAGCUCCUCAAGCAUCAAUACUCCUGGGGCUCAGGACAAUUGGCUCCCCUGGCCAUGGGAGUCACAGCCAUGAUAGAGGGCUUUCAUGGGCUUUGGAGCUGUUGGGCAAGGAUGUUGUCAUAUUUUAAACCAAAAGACAAAACAAAAGUAAAAAAAGAAAUCUCCUGAAUUUCCCAAGUGCCUACACUGCAUACUUCCCUUAUCUGACCCCAUUUUUAUGUUACUUCAUAGCCUGGGCCAGAGGCUCAAAAAGGACACAACUGGUUUGGGGAAGGGGUGGCUAAAGAAGAUGGUAUAGGUCAAGGCGGCUGUGUGACCACUUCCCACAACUCUUCCCACCCUCUAGAUAACUCACUCCUUUACCUGUUUUUGCUAUGGCUAUAAAGGUAUUUUCUCUCUGUCCCAUUCCCUUCCAUACCUUUAUCCUGGGAUCCUAUUUUGGGCCUGAGGUGGGUGUACCUGGGGCUGGUCUUAGGAGGAUGCUAGGCUGCAGACUGCCUUGUACCCCCUGGACACCCUCACAUGGGUUUUUCUGUGUUACUUCAUAAGACUUUGAAGUCCAAUAAAGCAUGUAGGAGAUUUUAACCUUU
Molecule: messenger RNA, 2642 nt
Organism: Galeopterus variegatus (Sunda flying lemur)
Lineage: Eukaryota; Metazoa; Chordata; Mammalia; Dermoptera; Cynocephalidae
Product: stromal interaction molecule 1-like
Exons: 6
Biological process (GO): intracellular calcium ion homeostasis; activation of store-operated calcium channel activity; store-operated calcium entry
Cellular component (GO): endoplasmic reticulum; plasma membrane
Molecular function (GO): calcium channel regulator activity; calcium ion binding
Source: RefSeq, a predicted model, not a curated record